Messenger RNA from Arctia plantaginis, 1998 nucleotides. NCBI's taxonomy places the organism in Eukaryota, Metazoa, Arthropoda, Insecta, Lepidoptera, Erebidae. The record is from the annotation of a GenBank genome assembly.
AUGAUGACCAUGCAAGUAUUGGUGGGGGUGAUCGCGUGCGCGUACGCUGUGCACGCACUGCGUGUCGGCGUCGGUAUCGCUGACGUCACUGGCCCACCGGCCGAGAUCGCAUUUAUGGGCUAUGCACAGCUGGAACAGACCGGUCGUGGCAUCCACCUGCGGCAGUUCUCCAGGGCGUUUGUGUUCGAAGACACUAGCGGCGAGAAGGCACAGAGACUUGUAUUUGUGUCUGUUGACGCUGCUAUGAUGGGCCAUGGUGUUAGAAAAGAGGUGAUCAAACGCCUUCACAAACGCUUCGGUGACAUGUACGGUGAACACAACGUGAUCAUCAGUGGAACUCAUACUCACUCCACUCCUGGAGGGUUCCUUAUGGACUUCCUGUUCGACCUGCCGAUCCUCGGCUUCGUUAAGGAGACGUAUGCUUCAUAUAUUAUAGGAAUUCUCAAAAGUAUACUGAUUGCGCACAACAAGUUGACAGAAGCGCGGAUGGUGUAUGGCGAAGCUGAACUACUGGACGCCAACAUCAACCGAUCACCAACAUCUUAUUUAAGAAACCCACCAGAGGAAAGAGCCAGGUACCAAUAUGAUGUCGACAAAACUCUCUCCCAGAUUCGUUUUGUAACCCCAGACGACAAAAUCCUGGGUGUGAUCAACUGGUUUGCAGUUCACCCUACUAGCAUGAAUAACACCAACCACCUAGUAUCUUCGGACAACGUGGGCUAUGCUUCAAUCUUGAUGGAGAAGGCUCUCAAUGGAAACACAACUCUGCCAGGGAAGGGUAGCAUUGUUUGUGCAUUCGCAUCCACAAAUUUGGGUGAUGUAUCUCCGAACACUCGUGGUCCUCAUUGCGAGUUCUCCGGGAAGGUAUGCGAUCAAGAGAAGCUUCUAUGUAAACUGCCUAAAGAAAGAUGCUUUGCCUCUGGACCUGGCAGGGAUAUGUUUGAGAGCACCAGAAUUAUUGCCACUAAGAUGUUCCAGACUGCUAUGAAAGUUUUAAACGAGCCCGGUGAGGACCUGACAGGUCCUUUAGGCAUUGUUCAUCAGUAUGUCAAGAUGUCAGAAGAAGAGGUAGCGGCCUACGAUCCAAUCACGGAAACUUUUAAUGAUAGUGAGAAAGUGCGAGGCUGCCUGCCAGCAAUGGGUUACAGCUUUGCAGCAGGAACUACGGACGGUCCUGGCGCCUUUGACUUCAAGCAAGGCACCACCACAUCCAAUCCUCUCUGGAACGCUGUUAGAGAUUUUAUCGCUGAACCCACCAAAGACGACAUCAAGUGUCAAGCACCCAAACCUAUUCUAUUAGCUACAGGACGGGCUAAGUUCCCCUACGAGUGGCAACCCAAAGUUGUAUCUUGUUCUGUUGCCCGUAUCGGAAGUUUCUUCCUGGCGGCAGUUCCAGGGGAGUUCACUACCAUGUCGGGCCGGAGGCUCAGGAACAUCAUCUCCAAGACUGCUCCUGAUGCAAGGAAAGUGGUGAUCGCUGGACUUUCAAAUAUUUAUUCGGAUUAUGUGGCUACGUUUGAAGAGUAUCAGGAUAAGUCUCUGGAGCCAGGUCCAGAGCCUCCAGAUCUAAGUGCCCAGCUGAUCUCCUUAGUACCCCCGGUGCUAUGGGACUCUACCCACUGGGGUCAUGAGUUCGGUGACUGUUUGGUGCAGCCCCAGAAACAUUACAGCUAUGGAGAUAUUGUUAUAGCACAUUUUGUAUCAGGCCACCCUCGCAACAGCAUCCGCCACGGGAAAUGGUACCUGACUGUGGAAAAACUUGAAUCUGAAGAAGACGACGCCUGGACCGUGGUAGCUACUGAUGCUGAUUGGGAAACCAAGUUUACUUGGAUUCGUGACUCCAAAGUCAUGGGAACAAGCCACGUAGAGAUCGAGUGGGAGAUUCCUGUGGGAACUUCCAAAGGAACUUACAGGAUCCAUCACUUUGGGAACUACAAAUACGUGCUUGGGGGAAUCUAUCCAUACCAUGGGUUCACGGAUGGUUUCCAGGUGUCGUAG